Messenger RNA from Argiope bruennichi, 2204 nucleotides. Its product is annotated as transmembrane emp24 domain-containing protein 2-like. Gene Ontology annotation, cellular component: endoplasmic reticulum-Golgi intermediate compartment; endoplasmic reticulum; COPII-coated ER to Golgi transport vesicle. Bases 102 to 719 code for a protein of 205 amino acids. Gene Ontology annotation, biological process: Golgi organization; endoplasmic reticulum to Golgi vesicle-mediated transport; intracellular protein transport. NCBI's taxonomy places the organism in Eukaryota, Metazoa, Arthropoda, Arachnida, Araneae, Araneidae. The transcript is spliced from 4 exons. The record is from RefSeq and is a predicted model, not a curated record.
AUUACCGUCAUAUGUUUAUAAUGUUUUGAUAGAACGUGUCUGUGUCCUAUUUGCGUGUAUAUACUAAUAGGUUGCUAGGUUCUACUUUGUUGGUCUUCAAGAUGUUUUUGAAUCUCUCUGUAGCAAUUAAAUUUUUUCUCAUUUUAAUUUCAGUCGUUCCGAACAUUCAUUGUUAUUUUGUUAAUGUUGAUGCCCAUGCUGAAGAAUGUUUUUUUGACAAAGUUACAGCCGGUACUAAAAUGGGUUUAACAUUCGAAGUAGCAGAAGGUGGUUUUCUUGACAUUGAUGUUAAAAUUGUUGGACCAGAUGGUAAAAUUAUCUACCAAGGGGAGCGAGAAUCCAAUGGGAAAUAUACAUAUGCUGCCCAUGCUGAUGGUAUCUAUACUUACUGUUUUAGCAAUGCUAUGUCUACAAUGACACCAAAAAUUGUCAUGUUUUCUAUGGAUGUUGGUGAAGCACCAAAAGGACAUGAUGCAGAAACUGAAGCCCACCAAAAUAAACUUGAGGAAAUGAUUAAAGAGUUGUCUACGUCUUUGACAUCUGUGAAGCAUGAACAAGAGUACAUGGCUGUAAGAGACCGCAUUCACCGUGGAAUUAAUGAAAGCACAAACUCUCGUGUUGUGUUAUGGGCAUUUUUCGAAGCAAUUGUUCUUAUCACUAUGACUUUGGGACAAGUUUAUUACUUGAAGAGGUUCUUUGAAGUUCGAAGAGUUGUCUAAAUUUUGUUACUUUUUGUUUAAAACUCUUUAUUCAAUACACAAGUCCAUUGUAUAAUAACACUGUUACAAAAGAAAAAAAAACUAUUGUUACAUAUUUUUUUUUUUUCAAAUAUAUUCAAAAAUUUUAUAUUGCAAUAGCUAUAAAUUUUAAUGUUUUGAAACCUUACUAAUCUUAUGAAAUUCAUUGGAUUUUCUGUAGAAUAUAUUUCUAUGCAGUCAUUUGUUUAUAAAUUUAGUUUAUAAUAGAAUAUCUUCUUUAAAAAAAUGAUGAGGGUGAACUUUGUUAAUUAUUCUAAUCUUUUUGAAAUCUUGUAAAAUUAAAUUUUAUAUCAUUUCUAAAUGUUUUUGAAAAAUAUUUAUCAUAUUGAAUAAAUAACUAUAAUUUUACAGAAAUGUGGUAGCUAACAUAUGUUUAAUGUACAUAUAAUAUUAAGUAAUUUUUUUCUGUUUUUUUUUUUUAAAUUUAUAUUUGCAAAUUUUCAAAAAUGAUGCCAUUAUAAUGAAUCUUAGUAUUAAUUAGCACUUGUUUUCAUAUGCUUUUGAAAAAUGUUCUGUGAUAUUUUGUUAAAAAGUACAUGCAUACCUUUUUCGAGGAUUGCAUGAAAUUUAUUGAAGCUGAAUCUGGAUACUUAAUCAAUUAUAUGUUCUUAAAUUCUUAAUUAAGAACAUAUGUUAAUUCUUUGCUUAGAUGGCAAAAUGUUAUGCAUAAACUUUUUAAAUUUGAAAAAAAAAAUUAUUUUUAAAAUAAAAAAAUAUGAAAACUAAAAUUAAAAAUCACAGUGACAUUUUAUUUUUCAUUGCAUUUUAAAAUGGAAAAUGUCAUUAAAUUGUACAUGAUCAUUCACUUUUAUUAGUAAUAAGUGUGGCAUUUCAUCACCUUCUAAACAUUAACAAAUAAAAAUUUCUUUUAUUUUAAUCAUUUAUAACAUUUGCCACCUGAACACAGAACUUUUCUAUUUCUUUUUGUGUGUGUGUGUGCUAAAUUGUAUUAAGUGAAGCUCAUUUGUCCAUCAUUUAAUUUCUUGGUUAAAAAAAGUUCUGCAACUUUUUAUAAUAAAUGAAUUUAUAAACUAUAUAAAUAUUUAUAAAUAAAUAUACAUAUGUUUUAAUUAACAUUUGGCUAUUAAUGAAACAAAUUAUUUUUAUUGGCAUGUGGCAAAAGCAAUAAAUAUUUAAAAGCAUCUAAUUAUAAUUGCCAAUUCUACUUUAGAAUUUUGAUGCACUUCUGAAAUACAAUAAUAUUCUAUUUUGUUAUGUUGACUGACAUAGAAUCAUGCUUAUUUUUUUUUUUAAUAAAACAGUUUUAAUUAUUUAAAAAUACAGUCAUUUAAGUGUUAAAUCAUUAUAUUCAACACCUUAAUAACUGUAUUUUUAAAUAAGGUUAGAAAAUGAAAAUUUUCUCUUUAUGAAUAAAAAGAUUGUUUAUCCCAUUAUACAUGGUUUUAAACAUAUAUUUAGAAUUUUGCAUUAUUAGAAGGCUUUUUU